Tachyglossus aculeatus (Australian echidna) is the source of this 885-nucleotide messenger RNA. Its product is annotated as olfactory receptor 1020-like. NCBI's taxonomy places the organism in Eukaryota, Metazoa, Chordata, Mammalia, Monotremata, Tachyglossidae. The coding region runs from base 1 to 885 and encodes 294 amino acids. The record is from RefSeq and is a predicted model, not a curated record. Gene Ontology annotation, cellular component: membrane. The transcript is spliced from 4 exons. Gene Ontology annotation, biological process: G protein-coupled receptor signaling pathway; sensory perception of smell. Gene Ontology annotation, molecular function: G protein-coupled receptor activity; odorant binding; olfactory receptor activity.
AUGGUGACUGUCACCCUAGCAAGUGAAGUCUUCUGUUCCAGAGAUGAAGAAGAGUAUCGGCAUCCAACCAAGAAGUCCUGUUUAUCCAUGAAUGUGAAAAGGACUGACCGAGUGGAUCUUCAGGUGGCCCUCUUUCUGUUUGUUCUCAUGGCCUAUUUUGUCACUCUGUUUGCCGAUUUCUGUUACUCAUCAUGCGUCACUCCCAGGAUGCUAAUGACCUUCUUGUCAGAAACCGAAGCCAUUUCUUUCAUUGGGUGUGUGUCCCAAGCUUAUUUCUUUGGUGCAUUUGGAACAACUGAGAUAUUCCUUCUAGUAGUGAUGACAUAUGAUCGAUAUGUGGCCAUCUGCCACCCUCUGCUUUAUACAGUCAUUGUAUCCCCCAGAGUCUGUGUUAUCCUGCCAUCAAUUACUUACUUUGGUGGCUUUGCAAAUUCUCUUAUUCAUACAUAUCUUACAUUUAGGUUGUCAUUCUGUCAAUCCAAUGUGAUCAAUCAUUUCCUCUGUGAAAUUUCACUACUGUUACAAUCCUCUUGUUCAGAUACGAGCAUCAAUUUCCUAGUGAUGUUUAUCUGUGUUACCUUUAAUAUCUUGAGCACACUCUGGACUAUCCUGAUCUCUUAUAUUUACAUUCUUGCUGCCGUCCUGAGGACCCACUCUAGAGAGGGGAAAUGGAAAGCUUUCUCCACUUGUACUUCCCACCUGACUGCUGUUUUUAUUUUCUAUGAGACCCUGAUCAUCAUGUAUCUCCAACCACAUUCAAACUUUUCUCUAAAUCAGAAUGGAUUGGUCUCAGUGUUUUAUAAUGUGUUUAUCCCCAUGCUGAAUUCUCUGAUCAGCAGCUUGAGAAACAAAGAAUUGAAGAGUGUCUUUAGGAAAGUAAUGUAG